Messenger RNA from Apaloderma vittatum (bar-tailed trogon), 1848 nucleotides. Its product is annotated as diphthine--ammonia ligase-like. The record is from RefSeq and is a predicted model, not a curated record. Lineage: Eukaryota; Metazoa; Chordata; Aves; Trogoniformes; Trogonidae. The transcript is spliced from 12 exons. Gene Ontology annotation, biological process: protein histidyl modification to diphthamide. Gene Ontology annotation, molecular function: diphthine-ammonia ligase activity.
AUGUGUUUUUUUCAGGACAAAGAAGGAGUGGAGGGUGUAUCUGUGGGAGCCAUUCUUUCUGACUACCAGAGAGUUCGAGUUGAAGAUGUGUGCAGAAGGCUUAAUCUUCAGCCUUUAGCUUACCUUUGGCGUCGGAACCAGGAAAUACUGCUUAAAGAAAUGAUAUCAUCUAACAUUCAAGCCAUAAUCAUAAAAGUGGCAGCUUUUGGUUUAGAUCCUGAUAAGCAUCUAGGAAAAUCACUGGAUCAAAUGGAGCCUUAUCUUUUGGAGCUUUCUGAGAAAUAUGGAGUCCAUGUUUGCGGAGAAGGUGGAGAAUAUGAAACAUUCACUCUGGACUGCCCUCUAUUUAAGAAGAAAAUAGUUGUAGAUUCAGCCAAGAUGGUUGUGCAUUCUGCUGAUGCAUUUGCACCUGUGGCCUACCUUCAUUUUUUAAAAUUACACCUGGAGAAUAAGGGGGCAUCUUCAGGUACGUUUGUGGUCAGCGGCUGUUCUUGUGAGGUGAACUGCGAUGAUGGUGGUAUUUUCCCUUCAGCAGAAGAGGAUGAACCACAGGAAAACACUCCAGUCAUCUGGAAGUCUUUGAAACACAAUUCUCUGGAUUUCACUAAGAUGUUUGGAAGUUCAGGAAAAUCCCUGAGUGGUUACCAGUGGUUUUCAGGUAUCACUGCCUGCUUCUUGCCAUCAAAAGGCCAAAAUGCUCAAGAGGCAGCAAAAGAAGCAUUUUCUUCUCUCCGAGCUAAUAUGACUUCAGAGGGAUUGGAACUGAAGGAUAUUAUUUUAGUUCAUCUGUAUAUGAAGAGCAUGGAAGAUUUCAAUGUUAUAAAUUCAGUUUAUGUGACAGAGUUUGAUUUGUGUCCACCAGCAAGAGUGUGUGUGGAAGCCCUGUUACCCGAUGGAGUACUGUUUUGCAUUGACUGCCUUGCACAUAAGUAUGACAGUGCAAUGGAUGAUGUGUUACGUGAUGAAAAACUGGUCAUGCAUGUACAGAGCAUUUCCCACUGGGCACCUGCUAGCAUAGGACCUUACAGUCAGUCCAUCAAGAUUGGAGAUGUUCUCUACUGUGCUGGACAGAUUGCUCUAGUACCUUGUACGAUGCAGCUUGUUAGUGGUGGCAUAUGGACUGAGGCCAUAGUCUCCCUCCGUCAUGUUGAGCGAGUUCUUCAAGCUACGAGUCAGAAGGCUGCCCUCCACCACGUCAUCACAGCCAGCUGCUACGUAACUAACAGCAAGCACAUUCCUAUUGCUCGCUCUAUAUGGCAGAAGAAAUUAAGAGAACAUAAAAAGGCUGAAGAUUCAGAGGCGUAUCAUGAUUUCACUGCAGUGUGUGGGUUGCUUGCUGUGGUUGUAAUAUCUCACCUACCCAGAGAUGCUGCGAUUGAAUGGCAUGUUGUUGCAGCAGUUGAUGAUCCACUCCAAAGAAAACAUUUUGCAACCAAGAUGCUGUCAGAGGGCUUCCAAAUUGAGUGUGAAUCUGUGGAAUCUAGUUCUACAUCUUGUGCAUCAAUCUCUGUACGUCUGAGCUUGGUUUCACCAUGCGCUUCCCAGCUUGAUUUAGAUGGACCUCUUAAUGCCUUAGUUGCUGUGUUCAGACAAGCUGUUGAGAAACUUUCAGAAGACUGUAGUGCAAGUCCUUUGUCUUUUAGAGCUUUCUUCAAGGAGGAUGUCUUUGAUGCUGAAACACUACAAACAGAGUGCGUGAAUCCGAAUGUAGCAAGUCACAAGAGGAAACAGUACUGGCUUCCAAAAGAGCACUGGUUUGUCAGCUCUGAGCAUGGCCGAAACUUGUUCCUACCUGUCUCUGUAGAUUUGCCGUAAGAUAUUUUGAGUAUUUGGAUGUCUCUGUGGUGA